This is a messenger RNA of Doryrhamphus excisus (bluestripe pipefish), 2455 nucleotides long. It is a transcript of the gene fbxo43, whose product is annotated as F-box protein 43. Gene Ontology annotation, biological process: negative regulation of meiotic nuclear division; regulation of mitotic nuclear division. Gene Ontology annotation, molecular function: protein binding. Gene Ontology annotation, cellular component: nucleus. Lineage: Eukaryota; Metazoa; Chordata; Actinopteri; Syngnathiformes; Syngnathidae. The record is from RefSeq and is a predicted model, not a curated record.
CUCCACAUUUCAAAGCAUAGCAACUUGCUGGUAUGACUUGCUGGUGUACCUGAUGGAAACAAUGGCACACGGUGUCAGCUGAGCCUUUCCAACCGAGCCUCGAUAAAUCCGAGGGUCCUCUGUAGUCCUGCUUGAAGUCUCAGAAGAGUCGGAGGAUAACAAUGCAGUGCACUCCUGAAUCCAGUGUCUACUAUGGCAGCUGCAAAGGCCAACAGCGUUGUGAGAGUUCUGACAGUGGCUACUCGGGAUUCUUUCACAGUCCACAUAGCAUCAAUGGGCUGAACUCCUGCGGCUCCUUACCGGAUUUCAGUGACACACCAAAAGAGAAUUUCAGACCCUCGGUCACCCCCAAGGAGAAGACCAGAGAUUUAAUACAACCUUUGCACAAACAUUCCAACAGGGUAACGCAAACCUCGGCUGUGAACUGGUGUGAAACCCCUAAAGUAUACAAAAGAGAUGCGCCAUUACGACACAGACUACCUAUGUGCAAUGCCACCAAUGAUCAAUCCAAAAGAUCUCCAUGCACUGCAAAUACAUCCCGUGGAUAUGAUCAUUGGCUCAGUGUGUCCUUUGAAUCUCUUGACACCGUGCCACAGACUUCGAAUUCAAGUGCAUUAAACUUGAAGCAGGACUCCUUAUCAGGUAGAAAACGUCGACUGCUCUUCUCCCAAGUGAGGACCUCAACUCUUGAAGAUGGUACUCUCGGCUUGUGUCACCGCAACAGUUUGGAGAGGCAUAUUUCACUCUUGGAUGAUUUCAGGGACAGGAACCGUGUCUCUGAUCAAGUCAGAGAAUCCCCAUGCUUAAGCACCUCAUCCAAGGAAAACCUUCCAUCGCCGGUUGGCAACCUCUAUUACUCCUCGGAUGUCUUGUGUACACCAUCGUCCACACAGACUCCUAAACAUAUCGGGUCUCUGUGUGAGGACAGUGGUUUCAGUUCCCUCACCCCGGAUGAAUCCCAAGACUCCUCCGUCAAUCACGACGGCUCGUUCCAAGAAUUGCUGCCAUCUUCCCGAAAAGGAAACUCUGGAACUCCAAAUCUGACAGAUGCAAAACGCCGUUCCCGUUUGCAACGCCAACACAGGCUUUCCACUCUUAAGGAAGGAGGCUCGCAGUCCGAAGAAGACCCGUCUGACAGAACGCACCAACCAUGCCGCCAGAGCUCUUCUAAAGAUGACAAUGUUUUUAUCAGUGCUACCCCUCGCAGGGUCCUCGCUCUUAAAUAUGUCAACACUUCCUCUGGUGGGUUGGCUUCGACUAGACACAGCGGUACCACUCCUCUAAGAGACACCACAGUUAAACUCCACAGCGAGCCUCCUUCUAGUGCCAAAUCUGUGAAUUCUGAAAUAACUCCUCUCAAGACAACUGUGGCCAAUCUGUCGUUGACACCUGCUUUGCAGAUGGUCCAUAUUUUGUCUCAGCAGAGGGCCCAGAUGUUUGCUGGCGCAAGUCCAAGUCUGAAAGAGCAGAUAAGGUUAGCAGAAAGUCUGGCUAGGACCCCCAUAGUGUGCAAGACAACUAUGCCGUUGGCGGGAUUGAUUGGCCGCAAGAUGGGCUUGGAGAAGGUGGACAUAUUGACUGAGCUGAGGAAACGGAACCUCAGGCACAUCCUGGCUGUUAUUCUUGGCCUCCUGUCUGCUGAGUGUAUCAACAGGUGUGGUCAUGUUUGCAAAGGAUGGGAAGAAAUAAUCCAGCAAGACAAGCAAGCUCGCUUUAGAAGAGAGAGUCACAGACUUGAAGUAGAAGCUUCUCGAGAGGUCGGUGGGACUGUGCCUGACAGUGAAAACAGACUGACUCGAUCUAAAAGAUCGGUCCUUCAGACCAUCCAGACUCAAUCCACAACAUCCAGUCACUGCACCCCACAGUCUGGAACUCGCACUUUACCUUUGGGUAGCAGCAGGAAAUGGGACAAGUUCGUAGAGGUUGCCAAAACCCUCUUCAAUGAUGAAUGCCUCAGACAUUGCCCUCGCUGUCAGCAUCCUGCCAAAUGUCAUUCGGUGAAAGGUGAAGGUGUUUGCACCAGAGAUGACUGUUCUUUCAGGUUUUGCACAGCUUGUUUGUGUGCUUUCCACGGCUCCAAAGAAUGUGACCGCCAAUCUGUAGGACUUCACAAGAAGGACGUGUUACUUCCAGGAAGUGCCCAAAGGAGGCGAAGCAUUAGGAGACUAUGAACAGACAAUGCAUUCCUAGCUGCUACUCGGUUAUUUUAUAGACAUAUUUUUUUUACACUGAAUAGCGAAGGCUAGAAUGGAGAAAGUACUUUGUACAUAGUACAUGAGAGCUUAUUCUGUACGGAUCACUGUGUGUGUGUGUGUGUGUUACAUGUAAUUUUUUCCCCACAUUUUUCAACAAGAGUCCUGUUUUUACUCAUGAAGUCUCAUUUGCACAUGAUUCUUAGUCAGUGGUUGAUGUACUUUUCCAUAUGUGUUAUUGGUGUGUUUUGAUUUUGCGAUUU